This is a messenger RNA of Ricinus communis (castor bean), 3034 nucleotides long. RefSeq names its product protein ETHYLENE INSENSITIVE 3. The transcript has 3 exons. The record is from RefSeq and is a predicted model, not a curated record. Gene Ontology annotation, cellular component: nucleus. NCBI's taxonomy places the organism in Eukaryota, Viridiplantae, Streptophyta, Magnoliopsida, Malpighiales, Euphorbiaceae. The coding region runs from base 734 to 2587 and encodes 617 amino acids. Gene Ontology annotation, molecular function: DNA-binding transcription factor activity; DNA binding.
AGACAACACAAACACUUGCUUCUUUUUUCUUCUUUUUUCCUUUCUUUCUUGCUUUUAUCUUUGUCUUAAAUAACUCUGUGAGAGACGGACAUCCCAAUGUUAGUAGGAUUAUUAUUGGAUUAACCUGAACCUCACCCUUUCAUUUUUCUUCUAUUUUUUUUCUCUCUCUCUCUCUGUGGGUGUGUCCGUGUCUCCUUCCUCAUGGGUGCUUUCUUGGGUUUAAGUGCAUAAUUUUUGUUACUUUAACCCUACCACCCCACUUACACACUCACCACCACCAACAAUCUCUAACGUUUCUCCUUUUCCUCAUCUAUCUAAAGGGAAAUAUUUGUUGGGUAAUUCUCCUUUCCUUCCCUCUUUCUCUCUAACUGAGAAAAGGAAACACAAAAAAAAAAAAAAAAAGAAGAAGAAGAAGAAGACCUGGUAACCUCUGGUCCAGGGAUUUCCAAUUAAUAAAAAGUUUGUAGCUUUCUUUCAGUUCGAGGCGUUUGAUGUUUGUCUGAGUUUACUCUUUGUUUUAAGAUAUGGGUCCUGGGGGAUCAGACCUGGAAACUUUUUGAGUUUUGUGUUAGAUCCGAGCUUUUGGAUAUCAUUUCGUGACUUGUUUCAUCUUGUCUGAACGGUUAAGUCACCUGUCAUAAACGGUCUACAUAUAUUGAGAAGGGGGUAAGAAAGUUGAAGCAGUUGGAAGCUUGUGGGUUCAAAGCCAUUUGGGGUCCCUACUUAUUUAAAAAUGAUGAUGUUUGAUGAGAUUGGAUUUUGUGGUGACAUGGAUUUCUUCUCUUCUUCUCUUGGAGAAGAUGUGGCUGCUCAGCAGGCUGAGCAUGAGCCGACGGUGGAGGAUGAUUAUUCCGAUGAGGAGAUUGAUGUUGAUGAGCUUGAACGUAGGAUGUGGAGGGACAAGAUGCGACUUAAAAAGCUGAAAGAACAGAAUAAAAGCAAGGAGGGUAUUGACAUGGCUAAGCAGCGACAAUCUCAGGAACAGGCUAGGAGGAAGAAGAUGUCAAGGGCACAAGAUGGGAUCUUAAAAUAUAUGUUGAAGAUGAUGGAAGUUUGUAAGGCUCAAGGAUUUGUUUACGGGAUUAUUCCUGAGAAGGGGAAGCCAGUUACUGGGGCAUCUGAUAAUCUUCGAGAGUGGUGGAAGGAUAAGGUCAGGUUUGAUCGGAAUGGUCCGGCUGCCAUAGCCAAGUACCAAGCAGAUAAUUCGAUCCCAGGCAAGAAUGAGGGUUGUAAUUCAAUUGGUCCAACCCCACACACAUUACAGGAGCUUCAAGAUACUACGCUAGGUUCGCUCUUAUCAGCACUGAUGCAGCACUGUGAUCCUCCUCAGAGGCGAUUUCCAUUAGAGAAAGGUGUUCCUCCGCCAUGGUGGCCCAACGGAAAUGAAGAGUGGUGGCCUCAAUUGGGCUUACCCAAGGAUCAGGGCCCUCCACCUUACAAGAAGCCUCAUGACUUGAAGAAGGCAUGGAAAGUGGGGGUUCUUACUGCAGUAAUUAAGCAUAUGUCUCCUGACAUCGCCAAGAUUCGCAAGCUUGUGCGACAAUCCAAGUGCUUACAGGACAAGAUGACAGCCAAGGAGAGUGCUACUUGGCUUGCAAUUAUCAACCAAGAGGAGGCAUUGGCCCGAGAGCUUUAUCCUGAUUCCUGCCCACCUUUGUCAUCAGCUGGAAGUGGAUCGCUGAUCAUUCAUGAUUGCAGUGAGUAUGAUGUUGAAGGCAUUGAAGAUGAGCCGAACUUUGAUGUGCAAGAGUGCAAACCUGAACAUCUUAAUUCUUCUGGUUUGGGAAUGGAGAGAAUGAGGGAAAGGCUGCCACUUCGACAACCUUCUUAUCCGAUUAAGGGUGAAUUAAUCUCCACUGUUGAUUUUAUUAGAAAGAGAAAACCAUCAAGUGAUAUCAACAUGAUGGUGGAUCAGAAGGUAUACACAUGCGAGUUUGUUCAAUGUCCUUACAGUCAACUCCGCCUUGGUUUUCAUGACAGGACUUCUAGGGACAAUCAUCAAUUAACUUGUCCAUACAGAAGUUCGUCUUUAGAGUUUGGUGGGUCAAAUUUUCAUGUUAAUGAAGUGAAGCCUGUUAUCUUUCCACAACCCUGUGCUCAACCAAAGCCAGCUGCUUCAAUGGUGAACAAUGCUCCACCUGCCUUUGAUCUCUCAGGAGUUCCAGAAGAUGGGCAAAAGAUGAUCAGUGAACUCAUGUCAAUCUAUGACACUAAUGUUCAAGGCAACAAGAAUUCUGGCAACAAUCAAGUCACUGAAGGUCACAAUCUUUUCCAGCCAAAAAUUCACCAUCAACAGGAUAACUACUUCAGAAGUCAAAGCAAUGUAAUGGACGCUAAUAUCUUUGAGGACUCCAACAUCCACAAUAACCAUCAGAUGUUUUCACAGGAUGGUAGUCAAUUUGACAGGUUUAAAGCUUUGAAUUCUCCAUUUGAGAGCAGUAACCAGCACAACAACAAUAACAGCAGCUUCAACUUGAUGUUCGGUUCACCAUUCGAUUUGUCAUCCUUCGAUUACAAGGAAGAUCUACAAGGAUUGGCAAUGGAGUCGUUGCCAAAGCAACAGGAUGCUGCAAUCUGGUUUCAGUAAAGAUGCCAAUCACUUAAUAGAACACUUGUGUUCUUUUGAGUGAUGACCACCUUAUUUUACUGUUAGGCUUCUGCAAGCCAGUGAAAACUAUUACUGGCAAAGAACUACUAUGAGCUACUGUAUUCCUUAUCUUUUUUUUUUUUUUUUUUUUUUUCACUUGGUAGGUUUAGAAUUGUUAGAUAGUUUAAGCAGGGUAAAGAAAUGGGCUAAUAAAGAAAAAGAAAAAAAGGUAAUCAAAGUCCCAUGAAUUCACCCUGCUGUUGAUUAAUAUACAUAUAGUAUGACUGUGAAAUAAAUAAGUAUUAGCUGUGUUUUCCUUUACUUUGUUCAUGAUGAUCAUCAGUUCAAGCCAUUGUGUUUGUGGUAAGGAAUUUGAUGGGGUAAUUUGUCUUGUAAUGAAUACAUGUUUUGUUCUUGCUGAAUGGAAAGGGCUUGUCUUUUUGUUAA